Molecule: messenger RNA, 1050 nt
Organism: Callorhinus ursinus (northern fur seal)
Lineage: Eukaryota; Metazoa; Chordata; Mammalia; Carnivora; Otariidae
Gene: TMEM255A
Product: transmembrane protein 255A
Source: RefSeq, a predicted model, not a curated record
AUGCAUCAGUCCCUGACUCAGCAGCGGUCCAGCGACAUGUCCCUGCCCGAUUCCAUGGGAGCCUUCAAUCGAAGGAAACGAAACUCCAUCUAUGUCACUGUGACUUUGCUCAUUGUGUCCGUGUUAAUUCUCACGGUGGGCCUUGCCGCCACCACCAGGACCCAGAAUGUGACCGUCGGAGGUUAUUACCCAGGAGUUAUUCUCGGCUUUGGAUCCUUCCUUGGAAUCAUCGGAUCAAACCUUGUUGAGAACAAACGGCAGAUGCUGGUGGCUUCUAUCGUCUUUAUCAGCUUCGGAGUGAUUGCGGCCUUUUGUUGUGCCAUUGUCGAUGGGGUCUUUGCUGCCAGACACAUUGAUCUGAAACCACUCUAUGCUAACCGGUGCCACUACGUCCCCAAGACAUCCCAGAAGGAAGCUGAGGAGGUCAUAAGUUCCUCAACCAAAAAUUCUCCUUCCGCGAGGGUUAUGAGGAACCUUACCCAGGCAGCUAGAGAGGUGAACUGCCCUCACCUCAGCCGAGGAUUCUGCACGCCUCGCAUCCGGGGCAACACCUGUUUCUGCUGUGACCUCUACAACUGUGGCAACCGCGUGGAGAUCACUGGUGGGUACUAUGAAUACAUCGACGUCAGCAGCUGCCAGGACAUCAUUCACCUCUACCACCUGCUCUGGUCUGCCACCAUCCUCAACAUCGUCGGCCUGUUCCUGGGCAUCAUCACUGCCGCUGUCCUUGGAGGCUUUAAGGACAUGAACCCAGCUCUGCCAGCGCUGAACUGUUCUGUUGAAAAUGCCCACCCAACGGUUUCUUACUAUGCUCGUCCUCAAGUGGCAUCGUACAAUACCUACUACCAUAGCCCUCCCCACCUGCCGCCAUAUUCUGCUUACGACUUUCAGCAUUCCGGUGUCUUUCCAUCCUCCCCUCCCUCUGGACUUUCUGAUGAGCCCCAGUCCGCCUCGCCUUCGCCCAGCUACAUGUGGUCCUCGAGCGCACCGCCCCGCUACUCUCCCCCCUACUACCCGCCUUUUGAAAAACCACCACCUUACAGCCCCUAA